GUAACCUGAAUAAGCGUUUAAUUUAAAUUGAACGGCAAUUAAAAGGUGUGAGCCGCUCGGUGAGGGGGCGGGGUCUGGGAGGAUCAGGUGGGGUGGUCCACUGUGACUUUAUUUUUCACCAGAGAGAGCAGGAGGACAGCAGGAGGGAGAGAAGCACUUGACUUUGCUUUCCGUUGCUGUCUGCGGCUGACACUGUGACAAAUGACUGCUUUCAGAGAAAAUUAGCUGAAUUCCGGUGAGAUGUGCGCACAUAGAUGAAGCUGUAAUAAAGGGAGAAGAAUUUGCACACAAAGAGGCUGAAAGAGGCCGUUAAAUGAUGUUUUUACCCUUUAAUCAUGGCCGGGUAAAGCCUUUUCGCUAUGGCAAGACAUGACACCCCAAAUCCAUCUGUGACUGCCACUUGAACAUUUGUCAUUUUUAUUAAGCUUUUCCAGACUAAAUAUGGCAAACUGUGGCAGUGUUACUCUUCCAGCAUAAGACGUUCUGCCAAGCAACCCUGGCCACAUGAUCACUGGAGUGCUGGCAAGAGCCACUGCACCUACAAAUUAACUGGAAGAGCAGUUUAUGCAGCUGUAAAAGCUUUUAUCCUCUGCGCUGGGAGGAGCGGAAGACGGCAGAGGGUUGGAGCUGAAGUAAUUAAAGAACAGAUGUGGCAUGAGUGUCAUCAAUUUGCAAGACACUUCACAUCUUAAUGCAACCAGCAGAUUACAAUGUUUCCAGCAGAGAACAUGAGUGUUUAUUCUGCAGCAGGUCUUUGUCCAAACUGCAGCUCCUCCGCCCACCCAGAGGUGGAUGUAGCCAAGGCAGUCAUCCUGGGGAUGGUGCUGGUGGUCUUUGUAGUGUUUGGGGUCCUCGGAAACAUCUUGGUCAUCCUGUCUGUGCUGUUCCACCACCACUGGCGCUCUGUGACACAUUACUUCAUUGCCAACCUGGCAGCAGCAGACCUGCUGCUCAGCUCUGCUGUCCUGCCCUUCUCCGCCACCUCAGAGGCUCUAGGCAGGUGGGUGUUUGGCCGGUCCUUCUGCAGCGUGUGGGCUGCCCUGGAUGUCCUCUGCUGCACCGCCUCUAUCCUCAGCCUGUGCGUGAUUUCUAUUGACCGCUACCUGGCUGUCAGCUACCCCUUGCGUUACCCCGCUAUAGCUACCGGACGGCGAGGCCUGACCGCGGUGGCUGCUCUCUGGGGACUCUCAGCAGCUAUAUCUGUUGGCCCUCUGUUCGGCUGGAAAGAGCCCGACCCAGAGGACGAGACAGUGUGCCGAAUUACAGAGGAGCCUGGCUACGCCUUGUUCUCAGCCUUAGGAUCUUUCUAUAUACCACUGGUCAUCAUCCUGGCCAUGUACUGUCGUGUAUAUACUGUGGCGAAGAGAGAGACCAAAACCCUGAGGAAAGGGAGGAAGGGAAAAGGGGUAGAGAUGGAGGGGGUGAUGCUGAGGAUACACAGAGGGAACGCUGCUCAGACGGGGAAGCAGGAGGGUGACGAGGGGACCGCAAUGCAUAAACGCUCCUCCUUUUCCCUGCCAAGGCUGCUGAAGUUCUCAAGAGAAGAAAAAGCAGCCAAGACUCUUGGCAUUGUCGUUGGAUGCUUCAUUAUGUGCUGGCUGCCUUUUUUCCUGGUUUUGCCCAUCGGAUCCAUCUUCCCAUCCUGUAAGCCUCCUGAAACCAUCUUUAAAAUAACCUUCUGGCUGGGUUACCUCAACAGCUGCAUUAACCCCAUUAUCUACCCGUGCUUUAGCCAGGAGUUCAAGAAAGCCUUCCACAGCGUGCUUCGUGGCCAGUGCCUGAGAACUGCUGUGCCGACUACUUCUCAAACCCAAGGACACAUCACCACCCACUCCUCCGAUCCAGGCCCAGUGCAAGAACCUGUCGCCCUUUCUUCAUGGACUUGCUGUAGAGUGCUCUCGACCUCAUCCUCAUCUGUUGAUGGUGUAGACCAAUCUCAGAGUGCACAAGUCCAGAGUAAGAGUCUUCUGAAGGCAUGGUGUUUCUCAGCAAGUCAAACUCCAGUACCAGAGAAGGCCUCCAACAGAUCUGCUAAGGUCUUACACCUUUCCCUCGGCAUUACAGGAGAGGCUGUUUGACAGCCUUCACUUCUACAUCUAUGUAAAACUUUGACAUAUAAUUAUAUUUCACAGAGAUAUUAGAGUGCAGGUCUAGCCAAUAAUGGCUUGAGCUGUUGAUGGUGCCUCGUCGCAUGACACGUCAUUUGGAGAGCUAGUAAGUAAUACUUGUAUUCUCACAACAGCCACUACUGAGCUUCACUUGAACGGGGCAUUAAAUGUCAAAAUUUUCGAGAGCAGCUUUUCAGCUGCCAGCAAGUAGGAGCCUGUGACUGUCCAGCAAGUGAAUUUUGGAACAGAUGCAAAGCUCUUUUGGUUUGAGAAUGCAAGUUAAAAGCCCUUUUGGCAAGUUUCUAGGAUAGAAAGUAUAACCAUCCCUGCAUGCCAAGGAAUAAACGAGAUAACAGAAACUUAUAGAAACGCUAUUGUAAGAGAA
This is a messenger RNA of Oreochromis niloticus (Nile tilapia), 2493 nucleotides long. Its product is annotated as alpha-1A adrenergic receptor-like. Gene Ontology annotation, biological process: phospholipase C-activating G protein-coupled receptor signaling pathway; positive regulation of cytosolic calcium ion concentration; adenylate cyclase-activating adrenergic receptor signaling pathway. Gene Ontology annotation, cellular component: plasma membrane. The transcript is spliced from 4 exons. NCBI's taxonomy places the organism in Eukaryota, Metazoa, Chordata, Actinopteri, Cichliformes, Cichlidae. The record is from RefSeq and is a predicted model, not a curated record. The coding region runs from base 711 to 2078 and encodes 455 amino acids. Gene Ontology annotation, molecular function: alpha1-adrenergic receptor activity.